CUUAUGAUAAAUAAAAGACUUUCGAGCAUCGUUUUAGAUAGUCGUGAUCAACGUGUUGACCAGGUCGAAUCAAACAUUUUCAAAAAUAAUAUGAAAUGUUCAACAUAACGUUUGUUAUCCGAAAUGUUUCGAAGUUAUGUUUUGCCUCUGCAAUUUUAGAAAGUGUGGAAGUUAAUCAAUGCGUAAAAAGUGAUUUGACAGUAAUGUGUCGCAAUGAAAAAAAUUUUGAACGAAACUUAUGAAAACGUAUCCGUUUUAACAAUAUUGGAAACCGAAUUACUUGAAGUGUCUGCAUUUAGAAACAUGAAAAAGUUAGCACAAAUUGAAAUAGAAGGUAUCAAUGUUACAUUUUUAAGAACAGGAAUUUUUCGAAAUGUUCCAGAACUUAAGUCUAUUAAAAAAUCCAACAUAAGUAAUAUAGAAAAUGACCCUUUUUAUGACGUUCCAAAUUUAAAAAGUUUAUUAUUGAGUUCAAACAAGUUAAUAUGGAUUUCAGCUGAUAAUCUUCUGACCUUUCCACAGAAAUUAACACAACUUUCUCUUCAACACAAUUUGUUAACUGUGGUGACGAAAGAUACGCUAAAUAAAUUAACUAAUUUGAUAAAUCUAGAUUUGUCUCAUAACACUAUAUUAGUAAUAGAAAAGAAGAGUUUUGACCAAACUCCACAUUUAUGGUCCUUGGAUUUAAGAUACAAUCAACUGAAAGAACUUGAUUGCGAUAUGUUUCCUACGUCCGGAAAGAAUUUAUUUAAGUGGUAUCCAGAGUCCCAAUCCAUGGUUUUCUUCUUGCUUUAGAGAGAUUUAUAGGAUUUUCAACGAAAACAACAUUGUGGAAGUGUGGCAUAUGCCCUAUGGAAAUUAAAAAAAUAUAAUUGUGGAAACAAUACAUAUAUUGACGAAUUAAGUGAAAAAUAUUUGAAAUACAUAAAUGAUUACAAAGGUUUUUUUUUAAAUUUCGAGAACUUUGAUUUGUGACACAAAAAGUAUAGUGUUAAAUUUUGCAUUGCACAAAUAUAAAAUGAAAUAUUUUUACUAUCGUUGUUUGUGUGAUUAAUCCUUAAAUGUGUUACUUUCAAAGUAUUAAGAGUGAACUACAAAAAAAUGUUUCUAUAGUACGCUAUGACCGACAAAAGCAGAGAUACGUAAACUAUUUUAGGCACGACUGAAAUAAAUCCAAACUGAUAUUUAAAAAGGAAAAAUUGUACGCUUCAACAUUCGUGAAUUUUUCAAAGUCUACUUUAGAAACAUUUUUUGUGAAUCACUCUAUAUAAGGAACAUUCUUUUACUUAGUUAUAAUAAUAUAUUUAAAAAUUACUUACCUACCUCAUACUUUUUAAUUACCCUAAUUGUUAGUCUGUAUUACUACUAUUAUUUUACACUAUUG
Molecule: messenger RNA, 1384 nt
Organism: Psylliodes chrysocephalus
Lineage: Eukaryota; Metazoa; Arthropoda; Insecta; Coleoptera; Chrysomelidae
Source: the annotation of a GenBank genome assembly